Messenger RNA from Ostreococcus tauri, 2316 nucleotides. Its product is annotated as Nucleotide-diphospho-sugar transferase. Gene Ontology annotation, biological process: cell wall pectin biosynthetic process. Bases 1 to 2316 code for a protein of 771 amino acids. Gene Ontology annotation, molecular function: arabinosyltransferase activity. The record is from RefSeq and is a predicted model, not a curated record. Gene Ontology annotation, cellular component: Golgi apparatus. The transcript has a single exon. NCBI's taxonomy places the organism in Eukaryota, Viridiplantae, Chlorophyta, Mamiellophyceae, Mamiellales, Bathycoccaceae.
AUGGCGACGGGGCGCCCGCGCGUGGGGCGACGGGGCGGGCGCGGACGAGGUGGCGCGCGAUGGCGCGUGGAUCGGUGGUGGACGACGGGGUCGGUGCUUGGCGUCGCGCUGUGCGCGCUCGCGCUCGCGCGUGGGGCGCCGGUGAUGGCGAUGGGAGAGACGACGUCGCGUGGCGCGGCGCGGCGCGCGUUGCGGUCGUUCGGGAGCGGGACGGGGAAGACGAUCGCGGAGCAUCGGGAACAUUUGUCCACGGGCGUGUCCAAGGAACUCGUGCAGCGCGUCGCGAAAGACGGCGCGGUGAUCGUGACGUGGGCGAACUCGCACUAUUACGAUUUCGCGUUGAAUUGGUUGCGGCAUCUCGACGCGCUCGGGGUUGAGAAUUACUUGAUCGGCGCGAUGGAUGAGGAGAUGUACGCGAAAUUGCGAAAGAUUGGCGUCCCGUGUUGGUUGAUGGGGUCGCAAGGGAUCGAUAAAGAGGCGGUGACGCGGGACUUUGGUUGGGGGUCGAAGAAUUUUCACAAGAUGGGUCGAGAUAAGAUUCGAUUGAUUCGGGACUUUACGAAGACGGGUACGGAUGUGUUGAUCUCGGACAUCGACGUGGCGUGGCUUCGGGAUCCAAUUCCGUUCUUUCGGCGUUAUCCAAAGGCUGAUAUCUUGGUGAGCACGGAUAAUCUGCGAAAUAUGACGCACGAGUCCCCGGAACAGAUCGCGAAGACGGUUGAUGGGGAGGGAUUGGAGCCGCCGUGCGCCGGGACGGCGAACAUCGGGAUGAUGUGGUUCCGGUCGACCUCUGGAAGUCAAGCCAUCACGGAUGAGUGGGUGAACAAUCUCGAGAAGGAUGACAAGAUUUGGGAUCAAGCUGAGUUCAACACGCUCAUGCACAAGGGCGGAUGUGGGAUGGAUAACGACGGCUCGGGCGUCGGUAAGGCGUACAACGGCAAGAUCAUGCUGGGCACACUUCCCGUGGCGCUCUUCAAUAAUGGACACACGUACUUCACGCAACGCCUGCCAGAGGCUAUUAACGUGAACCCAUACGCGAUGCACGCGACGUUUCAGUACGAGGGCACCCCUGGUAAGAGAAACCGCAUGCGCGAGGCCAAUCAGUGGUUAGGCGAUCGCGACGACGCGUCGUACUUUGAGCAAAAGUUCCUCUCGUACACGCCUCGCGUACUGAAGGGUGUCGACGUGACACAGUUUGAAAAACUCGGGUAUCCAACGAUGGACCAUCAGCUCAAAACGCUGGAAGAGGGUGAUCCCGUCAUUUUGGAACACAUGCGAUUGGUGCAGCACCAAAUCGCUCAGCUCUACGAAGCGGUGGCAGUUGCGAAAAGUCUCAAUCGAGUCCUCAUCGCGCCGCCGUUUUUCUGCGGACUGGACCGCGCCUGGUUUCCACACGGAGGUCGUUUCCCGGGAUCGAUGCUCACGCUUCCGUUUAUCUGCCCGCUUGAUCACGUCAUGGCAAUCGAGAGCUACGGGUCGAGUUUCGUUGAGGAGUAUCGAGAGUACUCGUUCCUCGGUCAUCCAGACAUGCCCAAGGAUACCGUUACGAAGGAGAACGUGCGACGCGUCGAGGUGGAGCCGACGGUGUCCUUCUCGAAGACUGCGCCCAUCGAUCCGAAGUAUGGCAUGUGCUUCCAAAAACGCGACAACGAGGGUAAAAUCAUAGACAAUAACGACGACGAAUGCGUGCCGGCGAGGAACAACGUGUUUCAAUCGGCGAAGGCUAUCAAGCUCUCGGGGCAGGUAGAUUCGCUCGAGGAUCUCGCUGCGGCGCUCGAUAGCGUCGUUAACGUCAAGUUCUUACACUUUGAUACCAUCAUCGGCGUCACGAAGAGCUCGCAGGCGUCGACGACGACACAAAUCAGAAUGGGCAUCUGGUGCUGUCGCAUGGGUAACCACGAAUUCUACAAGGUGGACAAAGUAGAUCUCUUUGAGAUAAGAGCGCCGGAGGGCAUAUUUCCGGAUGAGAGCGAGAUGGCAAACGCUAGCAAGACGCUCGCGCUACCGGCGUCUCGUUCAAACUCGACGAUAAUCGAGGGGAAUGAGACAAACGAGCCGACUCCCGAAGAUGACGCCGAGAGACACGAGGUGGAGAACGACGAUGCAAAAGAUAAAAUGAAGAAGACGGACGAGGAAAGGAAGGAAACAGGCGAGCAAACCGAUGACCAAACCGACGACCAAACCUCCUCCAGUCCAGACGCUGCGGCGAUUGAAGCAGGUCUCACAAAGUUCUUCAAAGGCGACCUCAAGAAGGUUGGCGCCGCGUUGCACUUGAUCGAAGAAGCGCACGACGCUGGACUGGAUAAAACAGACUAA